UUUUAUAAAUUAUCUAAUUAAUUCCAAACCCAUAUGAAAUUUUUCGGGCCGAUGCCCCACGCGCCAAAUCGUACCAAUAAUUGAAAAGAUUAAUCUUAAAAAUGCAUAUACUAGACCCUUAUUAUGUAUCAAAAUUGAUAAUAGAUUACCUGGAAAGUAACAAUUUUUACCAAACUACCUUGGCAUAUAAAAAGGAAUGUAUAUGGUUAAACAAUGAUCAUGCAGGUAAUCAUAAUAAUUUUACCAUGAACGAAACCCUUUAUGAUAUACUAUUCUCAUAUUCCAAACUCAAGAAAGAACACAAGAGAGUUAAAUCUUUGAAGGGAAUUAUAAACAAUGUUUACACUUUAGUUAAAAAAGCCAAAAAUGACAUUGAGUAUUUUGAAAAUACAAAAGAACCUCAGUUUUGUAACAACUCUUCUCAAUAUUUAUGUCAAAAUGAAAAAACUAUAGAAGAUUUUAGAUGUAAUGAAACUUCUGCUAUUAACAGUGAUAUUCAUAAUACCGCAUAUCCAAUUGUUACAGAAUGGACUCAAAAUAAUAACCCUAAAGAUCAAAAUAUAUAUCAUAUUUCUAAUAUCAUUAAUCCAAUAUCUAGUUUAAAUAAUUUGAUCAAUACAAAUUGUUUAAUUAAUAGCGUAACUUCUAUAUCUUCCAAUCAGAAUGCUUUUUUGCCAGCUAUAUUUAAUAAUAAUGUCAAUUCCUCAAUCAAAAAUAACUCAGUGUCUCAUGCUUUAAUACAUAAAAAUAUCAUUGAUAAAACUAAUCACAUUGAUAGUAAUAAUCAUAAAAUCAAUAAGCCAAAUUUUAAUUUAAAGGGUGAGCUCCCAAAAGAUUUUGUUACUUCAAUAUUUAAAAAAUCACCACAAGAAUGGAUUAAAUGGCCAAAUCUGAUUCAAAAAUUAUUAGAAGAUUCAAAAUUUCAAAAUGCAUUUGCUGAUGUAAUUAAUAAAACUCUUUAUUCCCCUAAUAAAAAACUUACCCCUUUAUCAAUAAAUAAUACUUCCACAAAUAAAUUUGAAAAUAAUGAUUCUAUUGAUAAUAUUAACCCUCCCAAUUUGUCUUCAAAUAAUGGAGAAAGCUUAUUUUUAAAUCUUGGAAAUUAUGUUGAUACUAUUAGAAGCCAACUUAAUAUUAUACAUACUCCAGUAACUAAAGGAUACUCACCAAUUAAUGAGAACAUAGUUAGUAAUGGUAAAGAAGACAUUGCUUUUGUUAAACAGAAUGAUACAAAUUCAAAAGUUGAAAAUGUUAUAGAAGAUAAUUUUAAACCCAUUUUUAAUGAUGCAAAUGACCAUAAAAACGAUCCUGAUAAUCAAAACACAUCCAUUAGCUCAUUGAAUAAAGAUGUUAUUUCAGAUAUUUUGGAUGUCAUGGAAACAGACCCUGAUUUUGAAUCUUUAUUCAACAUAUUUAACACCAAAGAUUGCUUGACCGAUGAUGUAGCCAAUUCCUUCCUAAACUUUGAUCCCUCCAACAUGUUCCCUAACAACCUUUACGACGAACUAAUCUCUCCAUGCAAGAAUAAUUUUGUUGCAUAUUCCCUCGCCAACUUUGAAUCGGUCAAACCUGCCACACCUCUAUCAACUUCUACUAGACUUAACAAAAAUUCAUUCACAGAUCAUAUAGCCGCUGGUAAGAUAGUUCCCCCUACAAACGAUUUGCAUCAGAUAAAGGCAGAGAAAAAUGGUUUACAGAGGUUUGAGACUAUUAACCAAUCAGAUCUAAUGAAUCUAAUUAACCCGAAUACCCCUCUUCAUUCGCAAAGUUUAAACUCAUUAAUGAUCGCUCCACUAACGUUUAAUAAUACCCCCCUCGUUGCUAACCUUAGCGGUAACGUGCCUAAAUCCUUCAAAUCCAAACUACCUCUAAAGAGGAAUAAAGGUGUGGCAGCCAACUUAAAAAAUGAUAAAUAUAAGGAAGAACUACAAGGGUUGAUUCAACUUCGUCUUGAUAACAUGCGAAAAAUUUUGCCCAAAGAAAGUGCUCCUCCUUUUCAAAUUCAUCUUAAUAACAUGCGAAAAAUUUUGCCCAAAGGAAGUGCUCCUCCUUACACUUCUGCACAAAUUUCUAACACCUCAAUCUAUCCCACUAAUCAUUUUGCAAAUAUUAGUUGUGAUGUCACUACUCUGGUUGAUGAAUCAAAAUCACGCGUUAAUAAGACCACUUCUUAUAAGAAUGAAUGCAGAGACGAUCAUAUCGAUAAAUUAACAACUAAUCCUGACUCUGUUUUACCCAUACAAAACGAGGAAGAAAGGGAAGUUUUAAAUUUCUUGAUAUCUUUAUCCAGCAAGAAUAUGGAUAAAACUCGCGAUUUUUCUGGUGAUGACGGAUUGGGAAACGUUAAUCAGGAAAUUAAGGUACCGAGCAAUGCGUGCAGAAAGGAAAAUUUUAAACAUCUAUUGGAACCAGAUUUUGAAGAAACUAAAAUCGGGAAUACCAAUCACAGUCACGCGAAGCGUAAAAAGAAAAGGGACGGUAAGAAAAUUUUGUCAAGACUGGCUGAUAGCGAGAUUGACUGGUUUCUCAACAAGAUUCAUUCAUAA
This is a messenger RNA of Gordionus sp. m RMFG-2023, 2546 nucleotides long. Its product is annotated as homeobox protein 4-like. Lineage: Eukaryota; Metazoa; Nematomorpha; Gordioida; Chordodea; Parachordodidae. The transcript is spliced from 10 exons. Bases 102 to 2546 code for a protein of 814 amino acids. The record is from RefSeq and is a predicted model, not a curated record.